Messenger RNA from Lathyrus sativus (Indian pea), 705 nucleotides. Lineage: Eukaryota; Viridiplantae; Streptophyta; Magnoliopsida; Fabales; Fabaceae. The record is from the annotation of a GenBank genome assembly.
AUGAGGGAAACAUUGGUGGAUUGGCUAGUGAAGGUUGCAGACGAGUACAAGCUUCUUCCUGAAACCCUCCAUCUAUGUAUCUCCUACAUUGACAGAUUCUUAUCUCUGAAAUCCGUUAGCGAAACAAAUCUUCGGUUGGUUGGUGUUUCGUCUAUGCUCAUUGCAUCUAAGUACGAAGAAAUCACACCACCAAAGGCGGUGACUUUCUGCAAAAUUGCUGAUAACAAUUAUGACCUUUCAGAGAUUUUAAAUAUGGAAAUUGACAUACUCAAGUCGCUAAAUUAUGAAAUGGGAAACCCUAAUGUUACCACAUUUCUAAAGAGGUUUGUUGGACUUGCUUGUGGGAAUCAAAAGAAUUUGAAUUUACAGUUUGAACAUCUGUGCAACUACCUUGCUGAUCUAAGCUUGUUGGACUAUGAGUGUAUAAGAUUCUUGCCUUCUGUUGUGGCGGCAUCGGUUAUAUUUCUCGCUAGAUUUAUUGUUCAACCAGAAGUACAUUCUUGGACACCAUCCUUGUAUGAAUGCUUGGGUUACAAGUCAUCUGAGUUGAAGGAAUGUGUUGUUAUUUUACAUGACUUGUAUUUUUUAAGAAGGGCAACAUCCUUGAAAACUCUUCGCAACAAAUACAUUAAAAAAAAGUUCAAAUGUGUGGCCAAUUUGCCUUCUCCGCUAGAGGUGCCGACUAGUUACUUCGAAGAAACGUGA